This is a messenger RNA of Apodemus sylvaticus (European woodmouse), 788 nucleotides long. It is a transcript of the gene S100a13, whose product is annotated as S100 calcium binding protein A13. Gene Ontology annotation, molecular function: RAGE receptor binding. Bases 400 to 684 code for a protein of 94 amino acids. NCBI's taxonomy places the organism in Eukaryota, Metazoa, Chordata, Mammalia, Rodentia, Muridae. The transcript is spliced from 4 exons. Gene Ontology annotation, cellular component: perinuclear region of cytoplasm. Gene Ontology annotation, biological process: positive regulation of cell population proliferation; positive regulation of canonical NF-kappaB signal transduction. The record is from RefSeq and is a predicted model, not a curated record.
GGAGGUCGUGGGAAGGGUGCGGCGGUGCUGGGUGCUGCGGUGCGGGCUGAGCAGGGAAAGGGAAGGAUUCUGCCCAGGAGUGCUUAGCCUCAGUAGCAGCCCCUCUAAACUCUGAUUCCCGAGUAGCCUUCAUAAUUGGGAGGGAUGGGACCCACUGGUCGCUCCUGAUCAGGCUGUGUCCCAGUCGCGUGGUGUUGUGUUAGGAUGGCUAGUGACAGCAGGGGCGGUCCCCUCUCCUGAAUCAGCGGAGGCGGAAACUUGACACUUCGGAUUUGGGAGUGGCUCUCUCCUUGCCUGGUGCUUAUAAACUUCAGCCUCAGGGCUCCAGAUCGGUUAGCGGCACCCGGCUUCUUUCCCCGGUCAAUCUGUGUGGACACCAUUUCCUGCUUUGGCACACUAAUGGCAGCAGAGCCUCUGACUGAACUGGAGGCGGCCAUUGAGACCGUUGUCACUACUUUCUUCACCUUCGCAGGGCGGGAAGGACGCAAAGGCAGCUUGAGCCUCAAUGAAUUCAAGGAACUGGUCACCCAGCAGCUGCCUCAUUUGCUCAAGGACGUGGGCUCUCUAGAUGAAAAGAUGAAGAGCUUGGACGUGAAUCAGGACUCGGAGCUGAGGUUCAGCGAGUACUGGAGACUGAUUGGGGAGCUGGCAAAGGAAAUCCGGAAGGAGAUCCGGAAGAAGUAAAGCCCGUGUCGCUGUCGGGAUGGCGGCGCGGCCGGCAGGGCCUGCUGGGCAGGGCCAGGCAGCACUCCACCCCCCAAAAUAAAGCUUCCUCCUUGAAACACGGA